Molecule: messenger RNA, 2467 nt
Organism: Schistosoma curassoni
Lineage: Eukaryota; Metazoa; Platyhelminthes; Trematoda; Strigeidida; Schistosomatidae
Source: the annotation of a GenBank genome assembly
AUGAAAUCAUGUUAGUGUAAUACAUUACAACUUUAUGAUAAAACAAAUUAUGAACAAAUUCUUUUAUCAUAUACCAUUUAUAUUGAUUUAUUAUAUCAUCAAAAUCAAUUGUAAUAUCAAUUCAAAAUCAAUAAAUCAAUCAAUUAUUUAUGAACCGAAUUGGAAUUCAUUAGAUAAACGUCCAUUACCAAAUUGGUAUGAUGAAGCUAAAAUUGGUAUAUUUAUACAUUGGGGUGUAUUUUCUGUACCUAGUUAUAGGACUGAAUGGUUUUGGUGGAUGUGGCAAGGUGACAAAACAAUAAUGCCUGAAAUACCGGAAUAUAUGCGUAAAUAUUAUGAACCAGAUUUUGCAUAUGCUAAUUUUGCAAAACAAUUUCAUGCGGAAUUUUUCGAACCUGAUAAAUGGGCUGAUUUAUUUCAGAAAUCAGGAGCACGUUAUGUAGUACUUACUGCGAAACACCAUGAAGGUUUUUGUAAUUGGCCGUCUAUUAGUUCAUGGCAAUGGAAUUCAAUGGAUAUUGGUCCAAAUCGUGAUUUGGUCGGUGAUUUGGCUACAUCUAUUCGUAAAAGAACUAAAUUAAGAUUUGGUGUCUAUCAUUCCUUAUUUGAAUGGUUUAAUCCAUUAUAUUUGUACGAUAAAGAAAAUAACUUUACAACACAAACAUUUGUUGAACAAAAAACAUUGCCAGAAUUAUAUGAUUUAGUAUUACGUUAUAAACCAGAAGUGAUUUGGUCUGAUGGUGAUGCUGGUCCAGAUACUUAUUGGAAUUCAACACAAUUUCUUGCUUGGUUAUAUAAUGAAUCACCUGUAAAAGAUACAGUUGUUACAAAUGAUCGUUGGGGUAAUGGUUGCCCAUGUAAACAUGGAGGUUACUAUUCAUGUGAUGAUCGUUAUCAUCCUGGUAAAUUAGUGAGACAUAAAUGGGAAAAUUGUAUGACAUUAGAUUGUUGUUCAUGGGGAUUUAGAAGAGAAAUAACUUUAGAUAAAAUAUUAACACCAGAACAACUUAUUUCUGAAGUUAUUGAGACUGUUACUUUUGGUGGAAAUAUUCUCAUUAAUGUUGGUCCAACUUCAUGGGGAACAAUUUUACCUAUUUAUGAAGAACGUUUAUUACAAUUAGGCGAAUGGUUGUCUAUAAAUGGUGAAGGUAUUUACGCCACUCAACCAUGGAGAAUUCAAAAAGAACCAAAUUAUGAUUUUGUUUGGUAUACUUAUAAACCUGCAUUGAUUGAUAAGAAUAUAAAUGAAUAUAUGAAAAUGCCAUCCCUAUAUUUAUUGAAUAGAAUAUCAUCUGUGAAACAAAAUCCAUCUAUAGUAUAUGCACAUUUAACAAAAUGGCCAAAUAAAUAUUGUCACAAUUUAACAGAAACAAUAAAUGAUCAAUCAAUACAAACAAGAACAUUUUGUAAAAGAGAAUUACAUUUACGAUCAAUUAAUGCUCAUCCAAAUUUAUCUAAUUUUACUUUAUUAGAUGGAAGUUUAACUGGUAUUCAAUUAUCGUAUCGAAUCAUGAAUGGUGUAAUUAUUAAUUUACCUGAUUUAAUUAUGAAUAAUGAUAAUAGAAAUAUAUUGAAAUAUGCAUGGACAAUACGUAUGAUUAAUGUGUUUUAAUAAACUAUUGACCUUGAUCUAUGAUAUGAUUCUUAACAAACAAACAAACAAACAAGCAAACAAACAAACAAGCGAACAAACGAGCAAACAAACAAGCGAACAAACGAGCAAACAAACAAACAAAAAGUGUAGACAGUUCACAAAUGUUAUUUUCAAGUGAUUUUAGUAUUAGGUUAAUUGUUUAAAGCAAUUAAAACUAACAAUAUUAUUAGUAGUAUCUCAAUGAAAAGAGAAAAAUAAAACUGAAUUUUUAAUAUUGUAUAACUUUGCAUAAGUUGUGUUUGUUUUAGCGGUUAAUAUAAAAUAUAAUUAACAGAGAAUAUAUAAGGGUAAAGAGGGGUAUUCUAUUUCAAUAAUGAUCAUCAUACAAUCUGAUUAGUGACAGAUAUAGUUGUGAAGUGUUCAAGAUUCAAUUUUCUGUGAGAUUAUAAUUUAUGAAUGAACCAAUCAGAUUUAACAUAACAGGUUUUGAAUUUUAGCGCGAAAUUAAUUCAUUCACUUAGCUUUAUUUAGUUUUAUUAAUAUAGUUGAUAUUAGUUCAUGAUGAAAACCCUAUAUUUGCAUCCUGAUCUUAACUAUUAACUGUAAAUAAUAAUCGUAAUUCUUUACACUGGUUUAUAACCUUCAUUUAACCGUAGUAGGCUGUUGAACAUUGUCAGGGUCGCUUUAGCGUCACUCCAAGGUCGUCCAUAAAUUAUAGUCUCACAGUUUUGUUUUAAUUUUUUAAAGACUUGUUCAUUUAGUAUCAUUUGUAAUAUGUAAUUUAAUUAAUUUGAUAGGAUCAUAGAAACUAUAUAAUUUAUAGACUUUUUGAAUUUCUUGUUUCUAUGUAAAUCGAAUAAAAAUUUAGAAAUU